Molecule: messenger RNA, 954 nt
Organism: Carya illinoinensis
Lineage: Eukaryota; Viridiplantae; Streptophyta; Magnoliopsida; Fagales; Juglandaceae
Exons: 1
Coding region: 1-954 (317 amino acids)
Source: RefSeq, a predicted model, not a curated record
AUGGCGGCCGUUGAUGGCCAGCCCCCCAUGGCUGGCCUUCCUCGGUCGUUCGCCGAUCUGGUUUCGAUAGUGCCCCAACCACUGCCGGAGGUGACAGUACCUUUUCGGCAACCAAAAUACGUGGAUGGUGAAGUUUUUUUCUCCUUUUCCUCUGAGGAAUUAGUUAAAACGGCAGAACCUUUCAGAUUUUCCAUGGUUGUGAAGUUCCUCCGACAGAGACCCUCGCUUGAUAGUAUUCGGGCUUUCAUCCGUAGCCACUGGGGUCUGUCAUCCCUGCCCGUUGUCUCCGCCAUGCAACGUCCCAGGAAUAUAUUCAUACGAAUGUCCAAUGAGCUCGACUUUCUCAAGGCGCUGUCAAGGGAAUCGUGUGAUAUAGAGGGUGUCCCCUACCGCCCCUUUGCUUGGUCACCGGAGUUUGAUGAAGAAAUUGAGCCUCCGUCGGUCCCUGUUUGGGUUUUCCUACCGGGACUACCGCCUAACUUUUACCACGCCUCCCUCUUAAAGAUGCUCACGGCACCGAUUGGAAAAUACAUACGCCGUGACAAUCCCACAAAGUGUGCCACCCGUACAGAUGGAGCUCGGAUUUGCUUAGAAAUCAAUGCAGCACAGAAGCCGAUCUCACAUUUUUGGAUUGGCAUCCCUGGAAUGCCAAAGAGCCGAAGACAGGAAAUCAUAUACGAGACUUUGCCAGCCUACUGUUCGAAGUGCCGAUGCCAAGGACACAAUCAGAGGACCUGUCGGUAUGGAAGUGAUAAAAACCAAAUAGUAAAAGGAGGGAAGACCUGGAAGAAGGUAACCGAAAAACCCAGCACUAAGGAGGGUAACGUGGAUGGAGUUUUAUCGUUGGAAGCGGCUGUGACUAAUUCGGAAACUAUGGAUAAGUCACUGGUACCGUUCGUUGGUGUUGUGAUCGCUGAACAGGGAGAAACAAGCAAACAAGCUCCACGGGAUUAG